AAUACGUCGAGUCGCUGAUAAACGGCAUGACGGCAUGUAGUGGAUUGGCUAAUGGCUCCGUCUUCUCGUGAGAAGAACUGUCCGACAUUUUGCUUGUGGCCACUGUCGAGACAAAACAACCAUGAGUUUAUCCCUCAAUCUUGGCGUCGCUCCAUCUCUUCAUUCGUCUGCAUUUCCGACUCAUACUUCCAACAUCAAAUUCUAACUCAACCAAUUCCAACUGCCCAGAAAUCCGAUGGACCAUUUGGAGCGAAAUUGCCGAGUUUAAUUGCUGCAGACAAAACACAGCUCAGGUCUCAGAGACAAGCAUUGGUUGAUAUCUUACGUGAUUGUGCCGACAAAAAGUCAUCGGAAAUGACGAAAGCUGUUCAUGCGCUUGUGUUGAAAUCCGAAUACUCGGUGUCGGACUUGUUAGUCUUGUUAAAUCAUGUGGCACAUGCCUAUGCGAAAUGCAUGGAUUUUAGCCUUGCUCGUCAAGUGUUUGAUAAAAUGUCGCAGAGAAAUAUAUUCUCUUAUACUGUUAUGAUUGUCGGGUCGACAGAGAAUGGCUCGUUUUAUGAUGGGUUUGAGUUCUUUUGUGAGAUGGUGAAUCGAGGAAUUUUGCUGGACAAAUUUGCAUAUUCUGCUAUUCUCCAGACGUGUAUUGGUUUGGAUUGUGUUGUGUUGGGUAAAAUGGUGCAUGCCCAGAUUGUUGCAAGUGGGUUUACUUCUCAGGCUUUUGUUAGUGUAUCUCUUCUUAACAUGUAUGCAAAGCUCGGGUUGGUAGAAGAUUCAUAUAAGGUGUUCAAGUCCAUGAGAGAACAAAAUCAAGUGUCGUGGAAUGCAAUGAUUUCGGGGUACACGUCGAAUGGCCUUCAUUUAGAAGCAUUUAACCUUUUCCUCGACAUGAUGUAUGAAGGAAUUUCAACUAAUAUGUACACAAUCAUUAGCGUAUCGAAAGCAGUUGGUCAGUUGGGUGAUAUUGAUAAGGGGAGAGUUGUUCACCGUUAUGCGUCUGAUCAUCAUUUGGAUUCCAGUGUUCGCGUGGGAACUGCUCUAAUAGACAUGUACUCAAAGUGUGAGUCUUUAUCCGAUGCAAGAUCUAUUUUUUAUUCUAAUUUUGCCAACUGUGAAGUCAAUACGCCAUGGAAUGCAUUGGUUUCAGGCUAUUCGCAAUGUAGGUAUAGCCAAGAAGCUUUGGAGCUUUUUGUGACAAUGUGCGCAAACGGUGUUCAACCAGACCUUUAUACUUACUGCAGUGUGUUCAAUGCAAUAGCUGCUUUGAAAUGUAUGCGUUUUGGAAAGGGGGUUCAUGGAAUGGUUUUAAAAUCUGAAUCAGAAAUUAAGACAAGUGUUUCUAAUGCAAUUGCUGAUGCAUAUUCUAAAUGUGGGUUGCUUGAAGAUGUAAGGAAGGUUUUUGAUAGCAUGGAAGAGAGAGAUUUAGUGUCUUGGACAACUUUGGUUACUGCUUACUCUCAAUGUUCUGAGUAUGAGGAAGCGCUAAUCAGCUUCUCAAAAAUGAGGGAAGAAGGCUUUAUACCCAAUCAGUAUACUUUUUCUACUGUGCUUGAUGCAUGUGCUAGCCUUUCAUCGCUUGACUAUGGUCGGCUAGUCCAUGGUCUUCUAUGUAAGUCUAGCCUGGAUGAUGAGAAGUGUACAGAAAGUGCUCUAAUCGACAUGUAUUCUAAAUGUGGUUGCUUAACUGAGGCGAAAAAGGUUUUCGAAAGAAUUUCUAACCCUGAUACUGUUUCAUGGACUGCAAUAAUAUCAGGUUAUGCUCAACAUGGUCUUGUGGAAGAUGCACUACAUCUCUUUAGGAGAAUGGAGCAGUUGUGUAUGGAGGUGAAUUCUGUUACCUUAUUGUGCAUUCUAUUUGCUUGCAGCCACAGGGGUCUUGUGGAGGAAGGUCUUUAUUUUUUUCGUCAAAUGGAGGAAUGUUAUGGUCUGGUGCCAGAGAUGGAACACUAUGCUUGCAUUGUUGAUCUCUUGGGCCGUGUAGGCCGCCUUGCUGAUGCCAUGGAGUUUAUUGAAGAGAUGCCGAUUGAGCCCAACGAAAUGGUAUGGCAGACCCUGUUGGGAGCAUGUAGGGUCCAUGGAAAUGUUGAGUUGGGGGAGAUUGCUGCUGAGAAGAUUCUUGCCAUUCGGCCCGAAUAUUCAGCUACCUAUGUUCUCCUUUCCAAUACAUACAUGGAGACGGGGAGUUAUGACGAUGGAAUUAGCUUAAGACAUAUGAUGAAAGACCGGGGUGUAAGAAAGGAAGCAGGAUGUAGCUGGAUUUCUAUCAAAGGUGAAGUUCAUAAAUUUUAUGCAGGAGAUCAAUUGCAUCAACAAAAAGAUCACAUAUAUGCAAAGUUAGAAGAAUUGAGGACAACUAUCAAAUCGAUUGAUUAUGUACCUGACUUGAGUUAUGAGUAAAGAUCUGAAUUC
Molecule: messenger RNA, 2406 nt
Organism: Morus notabilis
Lineage: Eukaryota; Viridiplantae; Streptophyta; Magnoliopsida; Rosales; Moraceae
Product: pentatricopeptide repeat-containing protein At2g33680
Exons: 2
Coding region: 52-2394 (780 amino acids)
Biological process (GO): RNA modification
Molecular function (GO): protein binding; RNA binding
Source: RefSeq, a predicted model, not a curated record